GCAUGUUCUGAUGUACUGAAAAGAUGUACAGUUUCUCUAAUACAGCUUUGUGGCUACUGCACCAAAAACAAGAGAGAGAGAGCAUGACAAAAGCACUAAAGCACACUAGUACCCAACAAAAAAGAAAGACGGAGAAUGCAUGUGCAAAACCAAAAAUUUCAAACUUCAAAGCCUAUGUGUUGAGAGUAGGUGAGGCAGUCAUACAAACUACAGCACUGCCUCUGGCUCUGGCUCGCACAUUUUGCCCUACAAGAGAUGGUGGACGGCUAGUUGUGAAAAGAUGUGCUCAACACAAUAUGUCAAGGACUAGAGAAGGUGGAGAUCAUACCCUAAGAUGGGGAAAAGCUGCCAAACUCUCUCUUGUUUGAUCCUAUCCAUUCAUUUGUCUCUCAACAUGUCAACAGUUCAUUAGGUUAUUUGACAAAAUAAUUGUGUACUGAUUUUUGAUUAUAUAAACUAAUAAGGGCAAUUGAUUGGAUUAGAAUUGUCA
Molecule: messenger RNA, 490 nt
Organism: Tripterygium wilfordii
Lineage: Eukaryota; Viridiplantae; Streptophyta; Magnoliopsida; Celastrales; Celastraceae
Exons: 2
Coding region: 24-368 (114 amino acids)
Source: RefSeq, a predicted model, not a curated record